AUGGGCUCAUCGAAGCGACGGGACCGGUCGAGGACGCGCGAGCGCGACAGACGCGACAGGAAGCGGAGCAGGUCCCGAGACAGGUACAGAGACAGGGACAGGGAUAGAGACAGGGAGCGCGACAGGGACAGGGACAGAGACAGGGAGAGGCGGCGGGAGCGGAGCCGGACGAGGAGUCGCGACAGGGAGAGGAGGCGCGAAAGGCCCCGCUCUCCGACGCCCACCGAACCCGACGGAGACAAAGUCAUCGCCGAUACGUUGGCCACGAUAGCGGCCACCAGGAACUUCGCUAACUUGAUAUCCAAAGAAGGAGAUGGCAAUUCCAACAUGUCCACAGGUAGUACCGAAGACGAUCGUAAAAAGAAGAAACGUUCCCGAUGGGGCGGCAGCGAACACGAGAAAAUCUUCAUACCGGGCAUGCCGACAAUCCUGCCGCCCAAUCUCAACAAAGACCAAGAGGAAGCGUAUUUACUUCAGCUGCAAAUCGAAGAGGUGAGCCGGAAGCUGCGCUCGGGCGAUUUGGGCAUACCGAUGAAUCCGGAGGAGCGAUCGCCGUCGCCGGAGCCGAUCUACAGCAGCGACGGCAAGCGCUUGAACACCAGAGAGUUCAGGACGAGGAAGCGAUUGGAGGAGGAACGCCAUGCGCUCGUCCUCAAAAUGCAAUCGAUCAAUCCCGAAUUCAAACCGCCCCUCGACUACAAGCCUCCGGUGACGAGAGUGAGCGAUAAAGUGAUGAUACCGCAGGAGGAGCAUCCGGAGAUCAAUUUCGUGGGAUUGCUGAUCGGUCCGAGGGGGAAUACGUUGAAGACGAUGGAAAAGGAAACCGGCGCGAAAAUUAUCAUACGAGGCAAGGGUUCGGUGAAGGAAGGGAAGGUCGGUCGAAAGGACGGGCAGCCUCUGCCCGGCGAGGACGAGCCCCUGCACGCCUACAUAACGGCCACCAAUCCGGAGUACGUGAAGAAGGCAGUCGAGAAGAUCAAGGAAGUGAUUCGACAGGGCGUGGAAGUGCCGGAGAACCAGAACGAUUUGAGACGGAUGCAAUUGAGGGAAUUGGCCCAAUUGAACGGAACGUUGAGAGAAAACGACGGUUUGAGGUGUAACAAUUGCGGCGCCACCGAUCACAAAUCCUGGCUGUGUCCCGACAAGCCGAACAUCACCAAUAGCAUCGUGUGUUCGAGUUGCGGCGCCGCCGGGCACAUCGCGCGCGAUUGCCGGUCGAAGAGACCCGGCCAGGGCGGGCCGCCUCUGCCCGGCGGCCCCGGCGACAAGGCCAAAAUCGACGAGGAAUACAUGUCGCUGAUGGCCGAAUUGGGCGAAGGCCCCCAACCCGUUUUCAUGCAGAACGGCAACAACCAACAGAGGAAAGCCCAAACGACGGGUUUCAACGUGUUCGAUCCGCAAUCGACGCCGCGCCCACUGAUGGCGGCGCCCAUGCAGCUGAUGAACGGCGCCGGCGGCGGUUGGACGGCGGCGGCGGCGGCCGCGCAGAUGGGCUGGCCGCCCGGUCCGCCGCCGGGCAUUUUGCCGCCGCCGCCGCCGCCCGGAUCGUCGAGUCCGCCGAGCGGUUGGUCGUCGGGGCAGCCGCCGCCGCCGGGCGCGCCUCCUCCGUUCGCCGUGUGGCCGGCGGGCGGGUUCGCGCCGGCGCCGCCGCCGCCGCCCGGUAUAGACGUGAGCUCGUUGUUGACGUCGCCGCCGCCGCCGCCUCCGUCUUAG
Phyllotreta striolata is the source of this 1713-nucleotide messenger RNA. The record is from the annotation of a GenBank genome assembly. Lineage: Eukaryota; Metazoa; Arthropoda; Insecta; Coleoptera; Chrysomelidae.